AUGGAUGAUGCUAUGCGUCGUAGCAUCUUUGGUUCAUCUGACGAAUCAGAUGAACCAUCGCCGAAGCGAAGGCGCUCGAGGUCGCGAGACUCGGGCGCUAACAGUGGUGUCGGUUCUCUUAUGGACACCACUUCGCAACGAGGUGCCAGUCCUUCUGUCGGCACGUCGCACGAAGAGCGGAACCGCAAUGUGUUGCGUCUCGCUCCCAAGAAGAAGGCAUUGAUGCCUCCCAAAUCCGUCAUGGAUCGCUUGUCGGCGACGACGAGUGAUCGUUAUCGAACACGAUUGUUCGAUUCGUCAAGGAUCCAUCACCUUGACCCCAGCGCGAAAAACUAUCGCGCUGAGAAUGAAUUCUCCAUCGAUGCUUUCUUUAGACAUCGAUGUUUCAGUGGGAAUCACAAGCGUGAUGGUCCCUCACUACUUCAAGCGUGGAACGCCUACAUCCAUAGCCUUGAGGAUGUAGGUCGUGACGUUUGGAACGACAAACUUAUCAAAGCUCGUGAUAAGUUUGAAAAGAGAACCCCGACCGGUGCACGCUACAAGCUGCAUCGUCUGUCAAGGGAGAAACGAUUACCCUGCCUCUCUUGGGGAGACUCGUGCCCAAGUUGUGUGAACAACUCUGCGCGUGCACCUAAGGCUGUCUACCUCCUUACUAGACCGUGGUGGCGCGUACGUAUCUCUAGUGAGAUGUACGAAGGGAUUGACAUCCUGAAAUCCCUUUACGACCGUGCCGGGAAGACUUUCUCCGGCGGUCCUUCUGCGGCACAGGAUGUGCCGCGUCGUACUGCUCAACCAGACCCAGUACGUCAACCAUCAAUUGGGAGCGGGGCUCCCAAGUAUGCCAGGACGGGGGAUAGCCGCGCCACCGAACGAGAUAAUUCGUCCGACGUCCGUUCACGUUGCGGUGGUUCAACAGCUGCUCAACUAGAUAGCGCUGGCCACCGCGAGAGUCCUCUAAUGGAGGUGGAGGUGGAGGGAAGACGCUCUCCACACAAUCGUGGGGAUCCGUGUGUUCCCAAGAGCUUCUUUGAUCGCGUAACGCAAGGGUUACGCGGCGAUCUCGAACAUGAGCGGGACAGGCGUCUUCAACUGGCGGACGCUGUCUUGAAGCAUCGAGCUGAGUUUGCCUUUGCUCGGCUUGAGAACGAGAGAGCUCUGACAUCCUUUCGUGACGAGCUUGGUAGCUCGUGGGACUGUGGAUCGGUCUAG
Messenger RNA from Peronospora matthiolae, 1209 nucleotides. The record is from the annotation of a GenBank genome assembly. Lineage: Eukaryota; Oomycota; Peronosporomycetes; Peronosporales; Peronosporaceae.